Serpula lacrymans var. lacrymans S7.9 is the source of this 609-nucleotide messenger RNA. RefSeq lists its product as uncharacterized. The transcript has a single exon. Gene Ontology annotation, biological process: protein phosphorylation. The record is from RefSeq and is a predicted model, not a curated record. NCBI's taxonomy places the organism in Eukaryota, Fungi, Basidiomycota, Agaricomycetes, Boletales, Serpulaceae. Bases 1 to 609 code for a protein of 202 amino acids. Gene Ontology annotation, molecular function: protein serine/threonine kinase activity; ATP binding.
AUGCUUGGACCGGCUGGAAGCUUCAAAACGUGUUAUCCGGCGUUGUUAGAACGAAGUGAAAUGUUGCAACCAGAGGACAACAUUCUGCAGGUGGAAACCAUAGUGGCUAAGUGUUGCUUUUACAGAAAACAGGUAGAGGGGGCCGAAGUGAGCAAGACCCCAUCAAGUCCUUCGGGUGGGCGCAAACGGCUGGCUGUUCAGGACGAGCUAGUGAAGAUGCUUGACGAAGCCAAUUGUCUUUACUGGGCAACGAGCCUAAUGACUUUAGUGUAUAAUUUCAUUGACGACAAACUAAUUUGCAGGCCCCUCGUCUAUUCUCCCCCAAUUAUUCCUCGCCUCUGUAUUGUCCACACUGCUUUAGCCAUCCCCCAAGAUACCAGAGAGUCACACAAUGCCGUGUAUCUUCUGGAAGAAAGGAUUAGCGGCCAGUUUGUCAAGUAUAUCAACAACAACUGUGCAACUCCUCGCCAUAGCCUUGCCCCAGCCAAACUGGAGAUCGCAACAUUCCUGUGUUUUGCACAACACGCACAGUAUCAUUUCUCGCAAGGUCUUGUCUUUGUUUCAGAUUUUCAAGGUAUGUUAUUUUGUCUCUUUCUAUCUCUUACUUAG